CUCUCUCUCUCUGCCUCUCUCUCUCUGUGGGACCCAAACUUGUUUCAGGAAAAAGCGCCUGAACAUAUCUUUUUUUUCUCUCUCGGGCUGAAGAAACAGGACAGCCGCCUCCGUGCCAAGGAGAAGGCGUAGACUUCCUCCAAACAUUUCCUCCGCCAUCUCCGCUUUCGAGACUCUAAAGUUUUUGUGGAAUCAGUUUUUAGAAGAAGAAGAAGAAGAAGGAGAGGAGUUUUCCCCCACCUUUUACUCCCUCAACAACACCUGGUUGUUUCUUUUUUCCUUUUUGCUUUAAAACAACAGAAGGAGAGGAAAGAGAGGAGGAGGAUUUCUCCGGCUGAAGUUGUGCAGACAUGGACUGGGGAACAGAUCUUUGGGACCAGUAUGAUCACAUUGACAAGCACACGCAGUCGGGCCUGGACCUGGUGGAGCGAUACAUAAAGUUUGUGAAGGAACGGACAGAGAUAGAACAGAGCUAUGCCAAACAACUCAGGAGUCUUACAAAGAAGUAUGCCAAACGAGGAAGUAAAGAAGAACAAGAAUGCAAAUUUAGCAAUCACGCAUCAUUGCAGGAGAUCCUCAACGAGCUGAACGAUUAUGCCGGCCAGCGGGAGCUCAUCGCUGAAAACAUGAUGAUGGGCAUCUGUGUGGAACUCACCAAAUACCUUCAGGAUCUCAAACAGGAACGCAAAACACACCUGUCUGAUGCCAAGAAAGCCCAGCAGAAUCUAGAGAGCAGCUUUAAACAACUAGAAAGUACUAAGAAGCGUUUUGCAAAGGAGUGGGGAGAGGCCGACAAAGCCACACAACAAGCAGAGAAAACAGAGAGCGACCUGAACGCUACCAGACUGGAUGUUGAAAAGGCCAAACAGCACGCCCAAACCCGCACAUACACAGCGGAGGAGUGCAGGAACGACUACGCAGCUCAGCUCCAGAAAUACAACAAGGAACAAAACUUCUUCUACUACAAUGAGAUACCACAGAUCUUCAAUAAAAUGCAGGACAUGGACGAGCGGAGGAUUCGGCGGAUGGCAGAGGGCUACUGCCAGUUUUCAGAAAUUGAGAAAAAGGUGCUGCCCAUCAUCUCCAAGUGUUUAGAUGGAAUUUCUGCAUCAGGAGUUAAAAUAAACGAGAAACAGGACUCAAUGCUGUUCAUAGAGCAGCACAAGUCUGGUUUUGAGCGACCUGGAGAUGUGGAGUUUGAAGACUACAGCCAAGGCAUCAAACCAGCGACCUCUGACUCGAGUCUAAACCCACCUAAAGUGCGUGCCAAGCUCUGGCCGUUCAGCAAGAAGCACAAGCCACCUGCUGCAGAAGAUUUCUCUCACCUGCCACCGGAGCAGAGGAAGAAGAGGCUGCAGGCAAAGAUCGAUGACAUCAGCAAAGAUCUGCAGAAGGCCCAGGAUCAAAGUGAAGCUCUGGAGAAGAUGAAGGGUGUGUACGAGCAGAAUCCACAGAUGGGAGACCCCUCCAGUCUGGAGCCUCAGAUCACAGAAACAACCCAGAACAUCGGCCGCCUGAGGGGGGAGCUCACCAAAUAUGAGACGUGGCUGUCAGAGGCAGUGGGAGGAGAGGAAACUGCCAACACAAUCAACAAUAACACUCAACAUGGUGUUGUUGCAGCCACACAGAACAUCUACACAGAGUUCGAAGAUGAGUUCGAUGACGUAGAAACCCCUAUUGGCCAGUGCGCGGCUCUCUACACCUUUGAAGGCAACAGCGAGGGCACGAUUUCCAUUACAGAGGGAGAGAUGUUGAGUAUAAUGGAGGAGGAUAAAGGAGAUGGAUGGAUGAGGGUCCUUAGAGGCUCUGGGGAAGAGGGCUAUAUACCUUCGUCCUAUGUCAAACCGGCACAGUAACACACAUACACACACACAGAUUGAGUUUGUGGUGGAAAGUUAAGAGCCAGAGGUGAUUACAAAGUCAUCCAUGAUAAUUGGAGCUUUUCUCUACAUCUUUUAUCACAGCCAGUGACGUGUUGGUGAGAUGAAAGUGAGUGAUUAUAAAGCUUGUUAUCAGGGCUGAUUGCAAUUAUCCUACACUCUUGUUUCUGCUCGCUGCAGCAGCAGAGGCGGCCUCUAAAUGCAGGUUGUAAAUCCUCUCUGAUCUUACUAGAUUCCAGCUCUUUAAAAACAAACUUUUGAAUGUAUGCCUGAACUUCCCGUCGCAGCGUUAAGUGACGACUCAUGUAUCUUAUUCAGCUUCAUAGUAGCCGAAAGCUACAUUUUUAUGUUGAUAUAUCCAUUCACUUGACUUUCCCGUUGCCACUUGUAAUAACCUGCUGAACUUUUUCUGUUUGUAACACAAACCUUCUGCUAAAACCUUCUCUGGACAGGAUAAUGUGAGGCUUUUUUUUUUUAUUAUGAAGAGGUGAUGUUUGACUUAUAACUGGAUAAAGACCACUACUAUACAGGGUUUGUGACGCAUUUAAGAUCCUUCAAUAGACUGACAUGGUUAAUGAUAGGUUCACUUUUUUUGUGUCCUACAUCCCCAGUGCUUUUCAGUUGCUAUGAGGUCCCUCAACAAAGACAAUCACAAAAGGCGUGAUAAUAUUGUAAAGCAGCAUGGUAUCAUGGGAGUUGUAGUCUUAAUUGUUAAAUUGUUCAACUACUAUUGAAACUGAAAACCUAUUUUACAUGACUACAGCAAAAACCCUGUUUACGGACAAGGUAACCUUAUUAAGUUUUAUUCAUGUUACACUAAGCAAAGUUAUGUAAUUUCAUUCUAAUAAAAUAGUUGCAAGUAAUGCUAGCAGCAGUAAAAGUUUCCAAGCUUCCUUGCUCAUUUUUAAUAUUUCUGUGGUCACCCUCUUCAUUGUUCUAACCUAGAAAAGACAUUAUUCAAAAUUUAAGUGUGGAUAUCCAGAGGUUCAGUUUAUUGACCCAAGUUAGCAGCACCCACCUGACAAUCAAAGAGGCCAAUAAUGCGUACAUUUAGAACUUAUUAUAAAUUGAGUUGUGUAAUAGAAACACUCAACCCUUGAACAGUCCUCAUGUUGGCCAAAUUUAUCUAAAGAGAAAAAAAGGUGACAUUGUUUACAUACAUGUGUAUUUCCACUGUAGUAUUGGAAUUUUUUAAUAUAGGGUCUAUAUGAAUUGACUUGCUUUUGGAGCCUCAAGUGUCCAUUUAAGAAACUGCAGGUUUUUGCAACCUACUUGCCAGCUUUAUCGGCUUCAACCAGGGCUGUCGCAAUAUCCUGGUGUUGACAAUAACUGUCAUUUGAAAAAACAAUAAAAAACAAAUAUUAGCAUUGUGUUAAAAAUAAGCAUGCAGAAAUGCUGUGUAACUAAUUGGUUCAUAGUAAGGGGUAGUAGGGGUUCUUUUUGCUGGUUGCAUCCUGCCAUAAAUCAGAGAGAAGACAAAGAAGCAGCAGCAGAAGAAGAAGAAGAAGACUCAGCUACCAGCUAGUUAGCUAGCUAGCCUUUACCACAGUGUGUGGCUUCAACUGCAGCACAAAUCAUGUAGGAGGAGAUGACAGAUGACAGCGGACAGCAAGGUACUCUACCUGCAACUAAAAAAGUUCCCUUGCCAAUUUGGGAGUUUGGAUUUUGUUAAAAAAGGAAAGGUGAAAAAGAAAGACCGGGUGCUUGUGGACAAUAUGUAACUCAGAAUCAGAAGUUUCUGUCACAGAGCUUUUGAUGCCAAUAAGACAUGACUUUGAACCUUAUCAGAAGUGGAUGAUAAAUCAAUCAAUCAGUGAGUCAGUCUUUAUUUAUGAAGCACUAAAUCAUAACAAACAAGACACUCUACUAUGAUUACAUGUGAGGAAGUCAGUUGCCUAUAUUGGUAAAAGUUUUCGGCCAUGAUAAGCCUGAGGGGAAAAUCUGACAUUGUGACAACCCUAAGACAAAUUUCAUAGUACAGCAACUCUAAAAAAUAUCCUACUUCAUAUAAGUGACACAGCUUAUAUGAACAAACACAUAUGCUUUGAAAUAUAUCUUUACACAGAAGGUGAGCUAAGAUUUUCAUCCCCACUCUCAUUUUAGAAAUUGUAGGAACUUUAAAAGGCCUGUAUGAGCGAGAGGACCAUUACCACAUGCAAAACCUCUUCAGUGUAUGAUAAGGAAUAUGUGUGGUUUUUAAGAAGACUUUAAAAAUGUGAAACUAACAUUUAUACUCCAUAUGUCUAAAUACAAUUUUUACUGCAAAAGCAAAAUUUGCACAGAAACUUUAUAGCAGUUUUGUGAAUCUAGGAAGCGAUUCCUGAAAGGAAAAGCACAAUGAACAAAGCUCAACGCAGAGUAAAAUAUAAGACCAUUAUCCAUGCUCUCCUUUCUCAUUGGCGUUGCUUUCAACUUCAUUUAAGUACAUUUUAAAGGAUUGAUUAAACCACCGUGUCAAAAGGUGAAAAUUUCAGUUUUGAGAUUCAGCUCCUCUCCAGUUUUUUGGCAGAGGGAUGUAAAAUAAAUGUUGAAAGCUUUAGGAAUAUGAUGAGUGUUGAAAGAUCUGUGCUAUACAUAUUUAAAGACAUCAAAUACCUUCUUAAAAAAGUUUUUUCUACUAAAAUGUAAGAUUCAAAUUACAAAAAUUACUUCCCCCUUAUGAGUGAUAUAAAACUAUAUAAAUAUCUUUUAUCUCAAAAUGCUGCUUUUCAUUGAACUUUCACUUGAGGGUUCAAGUUUUCCACAUCACACUCCUGUAUAAGAUUAGGAUUUGUAAACGGCUAAAGCUCAUAUUUAAAGGGAACACAGUAACUUUCCUCUCUUUUAAAAACAUCCCCCUACAGCUCAACUCUGCACAAUCCACAAACAUACUGUUACUAGAACAAAUGUAUAAAGGGAAUCUCCCCUUUGAUUAGCCAUAUCUCCUUCUCCACCACUCUGUCCUGCACUUGCAGACGUUUUUCAACAUUUAAGGGUUUUUAUUGUAUGAUGCAUUUUAAAAGCAACUGUGUAUGUAUUGACAUGUAUCAUUUGAGUCAGAGUAAAAAGAAAAAAACUCUU
Molecule: messenger RNA, 4940 nt
Organism: Notolabrus celidotus (New Zealand spotty)
Lineage: Eukaryota; Metazoa; Chordata; Actinopteri; Labriformes; Labridae
Product: cdc42-interacting protein 4 homolog
Exons: 14
Coding region: 351-1856 (501 amino acids)
Biological process (GO): vesicle-mediated transport; signal transduction
Cellular component (GO): membrane
Molecular function (GO): protein binding
Source: RefSeq, a predicted model, not a curated record